AUGUUUGACGUUAAAGAUGCAUUAUAUAAACUUGGGAGGUCACUGACGGCCACCGAGGAUUCGCUCCCCUCGAACACCAGUGAGUCGCAAGCUUCAACGAAGAAUGGCAGCAAACUCUCCCAUACAAAGACAGAAUCUGAUAUACUUCUCAGCAACAAGUGGGAAAAUUAUGAAGAAGAUCUAGAUACGCUACCGGAGGUAAACCUGGUCGGAUACCUCCCUACCACCAAAAACCGUUUAUUAACAGUCGGAAUGUGUGAUGAAAUACGAAUGUUAAUGCCCCCAAGAAUACAGUUAUACAAUGAAUGGACAUUAUUAUAUAGUCUGGAACAACACGGGGCCUCAUUACAUUCGUUAUAUGCAAAUGUAACCCCCGAUGAUGAUGUCAAUAGAAGAAUCGGGUAUGUCAUUGUUAUCAAAGAUCGCCAGAAUGGUAUAUUCGGAGCAUAUUCGAACGAACCUUGGUUACCACAUGAACAUAAACGUUAUUAUGGUAAUGGUGAAUGUUUCUUAUGGAAAUUGGAAAAAGUUCCUGAUUUGGUGAUUAAAAAUAAUGAGGAAACGAAUAAAGUAGAUAAACAUGAAACAGAAGACAAUAGAAAAUGGCAGUUUCUAGGGUAUCCAUACACUGGUGUUAAUGAAUUUGCUGUAUAUUGUACAUCUGAAUUUUUAUCAAUGGGAGCUGGUAAUGGUCGUUAUGGUCUAUGGUGCGACGGAAGCCUGUUGCGUGGUGUAUCAUAUUCCUGUGAUACAUAUGGUAAUGAACCGUUGAGUAAAGAAGGAGAAAAGUUUCAUAUAAUGGGCUUAGAAGUUUGGAGAGUUGGUUAA
Maudiozyma barnettii is the source of this 828-nucleotide messenger RNA. RefSeq names its product Oxr1p (gene OXR1). Gene Ontology annotation, cellular component: nucleus. The transcript has a single exon. Gene Ontology annotation, biological process: response to oxidative stress. The record is from RefSeq and is a predicted model, not a curated record. The coding region runs from base 1 to 828 and encodes 275 amino acids. Lineage: Eukaryota; Fungi; Ascomycota; Saccharomycetes; Saccharomycetales; Saccharomycetaceae.